Molecule: messenger RNA, 477 nt
Organism: Puccinia graminis f. sp. tritici CRL 75-36-700-3
Lineage: Eukaryota; Fungi; Basidiomycota; Pucciniomycetes; Pucciniales; Pucciniaceae
Exons: 2
Coding region: 1-477 (158 amino acids)
Source: RefSeq, a predicted model, not a curated record
AUGUCCUUCUCGCGACCCCUUUCCGUCGCCUCGUCGGAUGCUACCAUUACUGGCUCCGAGCUUGAUUCCACUGAUGAACGUUUGUCAAUCGGUGACGAUUCCGUCGACAUUUGCUCGCCAGUUGACUAUGAUUCAGUCGACAAGCGUUCUCCGGCUUCAACAGCCGAUUACUCCAAUUUCAGCCCAGCGUUUACUCGCGACAACUUCUCACUCGAAGAAAUCCACGACUUUAGGCUACUGAUUACCGACGAACUAAUCCGAUUCGCCAGAAGCGCCAGCGCCGCCAACGAAACAGAUCGAAAUCAACGACUGAGGUUGUACAGCCGUGUUGAAGACCUGUUUUCGACCCUCCAUAUGCAUCAACUGGGACCGCCUGUGGAACUUCGAAGGGCCCUCAUCCAGGCUAAAGGAAAGGAAGAAAAGAAGAGAGAUAAAGAAGAGAUGGUUGUCUUCCACAAGGAAGUUGGUAAGUUGUAA